AUGGAGUGCUUGCGGCGCGCGGCGGAGCUGGGGGACGCGGCGGCGCACGACGAGUUGGGGUUCACGUACGCGAGUGGAUGGGACGGCACGCCGCGCGAUGGCGCGAAGAGCGUGCUGCACUAUUACUUCGCCGCGAACGCGGGGAGCGUGCGAGCGAUGAUGGCGCUGGGGUAUCGACACAAGCACGGCAUCGACGUUCCCGAGUCGUGCGAGACGGCGGUGUUGUACUAUCACGAGGCGGCGAAAAUCGUCGUGGAAGAGGCGGCCAAACGCACGCCGGGGGUGCUGCCGUUUCAGAUUGAAAAACACCGUCUCAGCGCGGAGAUGAGCGGGAGUAAUCUCGCGGCGAGGCGCGAGCGGGAUUUGGUGCAGUAUUAUCGUUACAGCGCCGACAUGGGCAACGUGGACGCGCAGGUGACGAUGGGUCGGUUGUACUCGCUCGGCGCCCGCGGGUUGCGCAAAGACGUCGGCGCCGCGCGUAAAUACUUGACGGACGCCGCGAACGCGGGAGACGCGACGGCGAUGGCAAAUUUAGGAAACAUGUACGCCAACGGGUUCGGCGUCGACGUCGACAACGCCACGGCGUUGCACUGGUUUCGCAAGGCGGCGAAGAAAGGCAACGCCAUGGGGCGGUACGGGCUCGGGUACAUGACGCUCGCCGGUCACGGCGUGGCUCAAGAUCACGCGUUGGCGGUGCAGUACCUGAACCAAGCCGCUGAGCAAGGGCUUUCCGACGCGCGAUACUUUCUCGGCGUCUUGCACUUGCGAGGCAUCGGCGUCAAGCAAGAUUUCACAAAGGCGUAUCAUCACUUCAACAUCGCUUCGCACGUCGGGCACGAGGUUGCGACGUAUAAUUUGGCGAUGAUGCAGUUGAACGGCAUGGGGUUUCCGUCGUCGUGCGCGUCCGCGAGCGCGUUACUGAAACAACUCGCCGAACGAGGACACUGGGCGACGCCGAUGGAGCACGCGUACGCGGCGUACAUGCGUCGUGACUACCGCGGCGCGCUCUUGCGUUACAUGAAAAUGGCAGAGAUGGGAAUCGAGAUCGCUCAAGCCAACGCCGCGUUCUUGCUCGAACAAAGACUCGGUGACGAAGGUCGAUUCCGCGAGGACACUCAGGUGAACCCAGAGGCGCCGAGCACGGCGACGCGCGCGCUCCACUACCAUCGACUCGCGGCGACGCAAGGUAACGUCAAGUCGCUUCUUCGCAUCGGUGACGCGUAUUACUGCGGCAAAGGCGCGAACGUCUCGCUCACGAAAUCUAUCGCCGCCUAUCGCCAAGCGAGCGAACAGAGAAAUCCGCACGCGAUGUUCAAUCUCGCGCACAUGCACGAGCACGGCAUCGGCAUGCAAAAAGACUUGCACCUCGCCAAGCGUUACUACGACAUGAUCCUCAACAACGCCCCAGACGCCACCAUCAUCGUGCACCUGGCCCUCAAAAAGCUCGUGCUCCAUCAGUGGAUCAUCGACAACAAGGACACCAUCUUGCGCGUCGCCAAAGAAAUCCACGCGAGUCCGACGGCGCAAUUCGUCGACUUCGUCGUCGUCGUCGGCGCCGCGGCGUUGCUUUGUUUCGUCCUUCUCCUUCGCGUCGGACUCGCUCGCGGGUGA
Ostreococcus lucimarinus CCE9901 is the source of this 1611-nucleotide messenger RNA. RefSeq lists its product with no specific name. Gene Ontology annotation, biological process: ERAD pathway. Gene Ontology annotation, cellular component: endoplasmic reticulum membrane. Bases 1 to 1611 code for a protein of 536 amino acids. NCBI's taxonomy places the organism in Eukaryota, Viridiplantae, Chlorophyta, Mamiellophyceae, Mamiellales, Bathycoccaceae. Gene Ontology annotation, molecular function: protein binding. The record is from RefSeq and is a predicted model, not a curated record. The transcript has a single exon.